UAAGAAUGUAGAAUUUUAAAAGAGUUGUUAUUUUAUUAUCUAAAACUUCUGGAAGAGAUAAAGUGAGUAUUGAAUAUAUAAUAAUAUUAUUAGUCUUGUAGAAUUUUACAAUAUUUUGGUAAAUUUUGUGCAGAAUAAUUGAAAGAGUUAAAAUAAGAUGAAUUGUCAUUAAAGUGCAAAAACUUAAGUUCAAACAUGAGUUUAACAAGAAAAGUCUUAAGAUUUGGAAGAACAAUUGGAAUCAUAAUUUCAAUUAUGGAAUUAUCAAAAUAAAAAGGAAAUAAAGCAAUCAUUCUUAAUAAAAUAUUGAUGAAUAUUUCUUGUUUUCUGUAUUUUUUGGUUGAUCACACUCAUUGGUUUUGUAAAGUAAUCUCAAGAUUAAUUCUUAGAUUUAAGUGAUACAAAACCCAUAAUUAGAAGCCAAGGCUGAUUAUUGGAGUGACGCACUUUGGAAUUUUGAGGCGUUCUUUGAUUGUGUUGCAUUGAUUUUAGAAAUAAGGGAAGAAUAAAAUAAAUCAUAAGAAACAAAAUCCUCUUAACGUCUUUUCAAUCUUAAAUUAGAUUUACUAAGGGCUUUUAUGGAUUUACUGGUAUCAAUAUAAUUUUAAUAGUAAGAGUGCCUACGGAUUUAUCAGUAAUGGAAGAGUACCUGGUAAAUGGAUUGGCUUCUUUGGAACUAUCAGCUCGAUUAUUGGGUUAAAAUAACAAUGGGAUGCAGCUAAGUGA
Molecule: messenger RNA, 726 nt
Organism: Paramecium octaurelia
Lineage: Eukaryota; Ciliophora; Oligohymenophorea; Peniculida; Parameciidae
Source: the annotation of a GenBank genome assembly